AAACAAUAAAAGUGAGAUGUAUAAUCGAGCAACGGUCUAUAUUUUGAUCAGCAUCUUGAUCGUCAGCGUUCGAGCUGUGCGAAAUGAUUUUUUCCGCAGUGGCCCAAAGAACUACUACAUAUCGCCGAUAAAAACAAAUUUCUUUGCCGCCCGCGAUCAUUGCAUUGCACAUGGCGCUGACCUGGCAACCUUCGACUCCAUUGCCGAUCUAGAAGCGGUAUCCAACUUUUUGAUUCAACACGGCUAUAAUUCCGAAUCCAAUGAUCUGUUUUGGGUGUCAUACUGGGACCUCGGCAGAGCUCAGGGUCUGUUCCACUCGAUAGCCACGGGCCAGCUUCUGACCACAUCUGGUUGGACUCAUGGACAGCCAGAUAACGCUGGAGGCGUUGAGCACUGCGUUCAAAUUUGGAAGAGGAAUGGCCAGUACGGAAUGAACGACAACAAUUGCAAUGUAAACCUCCGAGCCUUAUGCCAGCAAAGGACGUAUUUCUUUCCCCAAAAAUGUUGUCAAUACGGGCAUCAAAAUGGGAAUUGUAACUAACAUACCAAUUGUGUGAAAAGUUGUAAUUUUUGGCACAUUUAAAUUUCAGUUUUC
Messenger RNA from Drosophila kikkawai, 595 nucleotides. Its product is annotated as C-type lectin 37Db-like. NCBI's taxonomy places the organism in Eukaryota, Metazoa, Arthropoda, Insecta, Diptera, Drosophilidae. The record is from RefSeq and is a predicted model, not a curated record. Gene Ontology annotation, molecular function: signaling receptor activity.